AUGCAUUUUUAUGAAUCACUUUUUUCGAUUUUAUCGUUAACAACCACAUUAUUAUUUUAUUCACAACAAGUAUCAAGUACUAAUAUCCCAAGAACGAUAUAUCAUGAGGAAAAUAAUUCAGAUCCAAUUCAUAUACAAUUAAAUGAUCAAGAUUUAAAUGAUUUAUCCAAUGACAAAUAUGAAAGAAUAAUAAGGGAAAAUCAUCCUGAAUUGAUUGGUAAAUCAUAUUCAACAUCAGUUAAUUUAAACAAAAGAAUUUUAAUAAUUUAUCCCCCAAAUCCAACUGUAACCUCAUCUGCAUAUUGGACUGGAGAUAGAAUGACCACCACAACAACUACUCAAUUAACUGGUUAUGGUUUAACUGAUACAGUCAUAAUUUAUUAUCCACCAAAUCCUACGAUUUAUAUUACUGCACAUAUUGCAGCAACAGCUAUUCCUUCAAGUACUACUCAAACCGGGGAAUUCGGUGCAACUGAUACAGUCAAUAUUUAUUCACCAUCAUCAGCUACUAAGUCAACCAAGUACACCACAAUUUUUGGUACUGAUUCAACUAUACAAACUUCAACAGUAGAAGGUUCAAAAACGGACACAGUUAAAGUGAUAUAUCCAUCUAAUGAACAAUCAUUCACUACUUACUACAGUUACAAAACUUACUUAGAAACUAUAACUAAAACAGCUUCAUUUGGAGGUACUGAUAUUAUUCAUGUUGUUUAUCCAAAGAAUCCAACCACUACUACUACACAUUUUGGAGAUGUUACAGGACGUCUGUUGAGUACUGAUAGUGAUACAUACAGUGGUACCAACACAGUUCAUGUUAUUUAUCCACCAAAUGCAACUAAAACCACAACUGCUUAUGGAACUGCAGAAACUAUUGAAACUGUCACUGAAACUGGAUCAUUUGGAGGAAAAGAUACAGUUAAAGUUUUGUAUCCACCAAAUACAACAACAUACAGUACCAUUUGGAUCAAUCCAACAAAUAUUCCAUCGAGUACUACACAAACCGGGAAAAUUGGUGCAACUGAUACAGUCAAAAUUUGGUUACCAUCAGAAGUAAUUAAAUCAACCAAAUACACAACGAUUUUUGGUACUGAUUCAACUAUACAAACUUCAACAGUAGAAGGUUCAAAAACAAACACAGUUCAAGUCAUAUAUCCACCAAAUGAACAAUCAUUCACUACUUACUACAGUUACAAAACUUUUUUAGAAACAAUAACUAAGACAGCUACAUUUGGAGGUACUGAUAUUGUUCAUGUUGUUUAUCCAAAGAAUCCAACCACUACUACUACACGUUUUGGAGAUGUUACAGGACGUCUGUUGAGUACUGAAAGUGAUACAUUCAGUGGUACAAAUACACUUCAUGUUAUUUAUCCACCAAAUACAACUAAAACUACAACUGUUUAUGGAACUGCAGAAACUAUUGAGACAGAAACUGAAACUGGAUCGUUUGGAGGAAUAGAUACAAUCAAAAUUUUAUAUCCACCAAACCCAACAACCUAUAUUACUGCUCAUAUUGCAACAACAGCUGUACCUUCAAGUACUACUCAAACUGGGAAAAUUGGAGCAACUGAUACAGUAAGAAUUUAUUUACCUUCAACAGCUAUUAAAUCAACCAAAUAUACAACAAUUUUUGGAACUGAUUCAACUAUACAAACAUCAACAAUAGAAGGUUCAAAAACAAACACAGUUCAAGUGAUAUAUCCCCCAAAUGAACAAUCAUUCACUACCUACUACAGUUAUAAAACCUUUUUAGAGACUAUAACCAAAACAGCAUCAUUUGGAGGUACUGAUAUUGUUCAUGUUGUUUAUCCAAAGAAUCCAACCACUACUACCACACGUUUUGGAGAUGUUACAGGACGUCUGUUAAGUACCGAAAGUGAUACAUUCAGUGGUACAAAUACACUUCACGUUAUUUAUCCACCAAAUACAACUAAAACCACAACUGUUUUUGGAACUGCAGAAACUAUUGAAACUGUCACUGAAACUGGAUCAUUUGGAGGAAGAGAUACUGUUAGAGUUUUAUAUCCACCAAACCCAACUACUUAUAGUACAAUUUGGGUAAAUCCAACAAAUAUACCAUCAAGUACUACUCAAACUGGGAAAAUUGGAGCAACUGAUACAAUGAAAAUAUGGUUACCUUCAACAGCUAUUAAAUCAACCAAAUAUACCACAAUUUUUGGUACUGAUUCAACAAUACAAACUUCAACUGUGGAAGGUUCGAAAACAAACACAGUUCAAGUCAUAUAUCCACCAAAUGAACAAUCAUUCACUACUUACUACAGUUACAAAAGCUUUUUAGAGACUAUAACCAAAACAGCAUCAUUUGGAGGUACUGAUAUUGUUCAUGUUGUUUAUCCAAAGAAUCCAACCACUACUACCACACGUUUUGGAGAUGUUACAGGACGUCUGUUAAGUACCGAAAGUGAUACAUUCAGUGGUACAAAUACACUUCAUGUUAUUUAUCCACCAAAUACAACUAAAACUACAACUGUUUAUGGCACUGCAGAUAGUAUUGAAACAGAAACUGAAACUGGAUCAUUUGGAGGAAGAGAUACUGUUAGAGUUUUAUAUCCACCAAACCCAACGACCUAUAGUACAAUUUGGGUAAAUCCAACAAAUAUUCCAUCAAGUACUACUCAAACUGGAAAAAUUGGAGCAACUGAUACAAUGAAAAUAUGGUUACCAUCAGUGAUUAAACCUGUCCAAUCUACUACUAUAUAUGGUACUGAUUCAACAAUUGGAACUACAACAAUUGAAGGUCCAAACACUAAUACAAUUCAAGUUAUCUACCCACCAAAUCAACAAAUAACAACAACAUACUAUAGUUCUAAAUCAAUUUUAGAAACUCAAACUCAAACUGAUUCAUUUGGAGGUACUGAUAUAGUUCAAGUUGUUUAUCCAAGUAACUCAGUUUCAACAACUUCAUAUUUUGGAACUAAUACAAUAUUAGAAAGAAGCACUGUUACUGAUACAUUUAGUGGUACUGAUGUUGUUCAUGAAAUUUGGCCAGCAAACCCAACUAGAACUACAACUACCUACUGGGAAGAAGGUACAACUGCUACCGAGACUAUAACUUUUGGUCCUCAAAAUACUGAUGUCAUUAAUAUAAUGGUUCCAGUUGUAACUGAAACAUUAACUUGGUAUGGUUUCGUUGAAAGAAUUCCAGAUUCUAACUCACUUACUGCUGCCUCAGUUAUUGAAGUUUUAGUUCCUGAUGAAGAAAAUAUUGAAACUUUAACUCAAUUAUGGACUGGUGGAUUUGGUGAAACUGUUACUGACAAAGGUGAACAAGAUGAAGUUUUAACUACUAUUUAUUGGACUGGUUUAAUUCCAUUUGAAAGCGCAGCAGCUAAAAGAGCAAAAAAAGCAAAAGCUAAAAGAGAAGAUAAUGAUGAAGCAACUACUGCUCUUGAAAUGUUUACUGGAAGUUUCCUUUGUACUUUACAUUCAGCUGCUGAAACUGGUCAAGUUAAACCUGCUUUGGAAACUGGUGAAGCUCACUUACAAGCUCGUGAUGAUGAAGAAGAUACUAUUUUAGCUGCAACUGUUACAACUAAUGUAUUUGUUGGUAUUCCAGUAUCAUCUUAUAGUUACGUUACUACAAUUAUUGAAGCAGGUUAUACUUCAACUGCUGUUGUCAGUGCAAUUACUGAUGAAGAAGGUGAUUGGAUUACUGAAACUUCUUACGUCACUGAAAUUCCAAUUACAGUUGAAUCUAGUGUUACAGAAACUACUCAAAAUGCUGAAGCUCCAAAUGUUACUGAAUCAUCAGAUGUUGUUGAAACUGAGGUUUCAUCUACUGAUAUUGCUGAAAUAGAAACAACUAGAACUACGAACAAUGAAGCUCCGAGUGCAAUUAUAACUGAAAAUAACAAGGAACCAACUGAAAGUGCAAAUGAUGGUGGUAAUAAAGCCACUACAGCUGAAGAUUCUGAUACCAUUAAUGGUGGUAAUGAACGAACUGACGGAGCCGAUAUUGAAACUUCCACCCAAGACACUAAUAAUACUUCAUUUAGAUCAAUCGCCGGGGUUGUUACAACUUCAAAUGCUGGUAUUUUAACUUCAAUUGCCGGUGUCGUUACUACUUCAAAUGCUGAUAUUCUUACUUCAAUUGCCGGUGUCGUUACUACUUCAGCUGCUGAAGUUCUUACUUCAGUUGAUAUUCCAAUUUUUGAGUCCCUUAGUUCAGAUGCUGAUGUUGAAACUAUGACAGAAGCAGUUGAUGCAGAUUCUGAAACUGAUGGUGGUGACAUUACUAAUUCAACAACUAUAACAAAUAUAGUGACAACAUACACACAAGAUGGAACAACUGUAACUACUACUAUAUACAGAACAAUAACUGUUAAUCAAAAAGAAACUGAAAUUACUUCAGGUGCCAAUACCGGAUCAGAAGCUGAAAUUGAAAAUGGUAAUGGUUCAAACAGUGGUGAGGAUAAUGGUUCAGAAAACGGUUCAGAAAAUGGAGCAGAAAGUGGAUCACAAAACUCUGGUGAAAUUAAGACAGAUGAUGCUGAAAAUAAAUCAAAAGGUAACGUAGUUGAUGGUAAAUCCAACACAACCAAUAAUAAUAAGGACCAAAAUAGUCCAGCUAACGGAUCUGACAAUUCUAAUAAUGGUGAAGGUGACACCUCAACACAACAAUCAAACACAGAUACUGCAGGUAAUGCAAACAAUGACUCAAAUAAUGAAACAAAUGAAGAAAAUGUUGGUCAAAAUGGAGGUAAUGAAAAUGAAACAGACCAAUCCAAUGAACAAGGUUUAAUAUCAGAUACAAAUGAAACAUCAUCAAACAAUUCAGAACAAACAAAUGAAGCAAUCCCAACAGAUACAAUUUAUGAAGGUUCAUCAAAUAAAUUAAAUCCAAUUUACAGUUUAAUUUUUUCGUUUUUGUUUUUAUUUUUCAUUUAA
This is a messenger RNA of Lodderomyces jiufengensis, 4905 nucleotides long. RefSeq lists its product as uncharacterized. Gene Ontology annotation, biological process: cell adhesion. Gene Ontology annotation, cellular component: fungal-type cell wall. The record is from RefSeq and is a predicted model, not a curated record. Bases 1 to 4905 code for a protein of 1634 amino acids. The transcript has a single exon. Lineage: Eukaryota; Fungi; Ascomycota; Pichiomycetes; Serinales; Debaryomycetaceae.